Drosophila virilis is the source of this 1922-nucleotide messenger RNA. RefSeq names its product BRCA1-associated protein. Gene Ontology annotation, molecular function: ubiquitin protein ligase activity; zinc ion binding. Gene Ontology annotation, biological process: protein ubiquitination; Ras protein signal transduction. Gene Ontology annotation, cellular component: cytoplasm. The record is from RefSeq and is a predicted model, not a curated record. NCBI's taxonomy places the organism in Eukaryota, Metazoa, Arthropoda, Insecta, Diptera, Drosophilidae.
ACAAUUUCAAAAUCAAAUGGAUUUAAAAACUGGUAUUUUUUGGUAGUUUCGUGUUCAUAUGUUGCAUGUUUAGUUUUUCUAGUGCGUAUUCAGUAAUGAAAAUUGUUAAAUUCUUUGAAUUCAAAGAAAUAAUAUGAUUUUUGGCAUAUCGCCCUGAUUUAAAUUAUGCCUGUGUAAUGCUAGAAAAUAUUUCCUUGUGUGUCAUCAGAAUCGAAAUCGAUUUGGAAGCCAGCGAAGAACAAGAAGGCGCCGUCUCUGCAGAACACCCAACCAAUCCGCGCGUGCAAAAGGAGCGCGAACGAGAUCGUGGUCUGCGCCAAGCACGCGACAUAACCAUCGAGACGUACACAAAUCAACGUUGGACACGCGAACUGAGCACCGAGAACGAGACCAGUAAGAUGAGCUGGGCCGCCGCUCUGCAGCAGCAGCACACAAAUAGUCCAACUGCGGGCAGCUCCCGUGAGACAACGCCACGCGGUGGUGACGAGGGCACGCAGGGUACUGGCGUGCAGACAGCCUCGAGCUUUCCACAGGAAAUUGGCUACUUUUCGGGCAAUCCCAUUGUCGAGGUGACCAAAGGCAUUAUACAUCUGUACAAGAAAAACGAGCGCAAGGCCAUCAAGGAGGCGCCCUCGAAUCAGCUGUGCCUUCUGGCCGUGCCGGCCACACUUAACUGCCACGACUUGCUCAAUUUUAUAGCACCAUGUCAUGCCGAGAUUCGGCAUGUGCGCAUCGUGCGCGAUGGAAGUCCCAAUCAGUUUAUGGUGUUGCUGGAAUUUCGCUCAAACGAAUCCGCGUUGGAGUUCUAUAAAUCCUACAAUGGCAUAGCCUACAACUCACUAGAGCCGGAUUCGCUCUGUCAUGCUGUCUGGGUGUCGGAGGUAGAGCGUGGCGAGCAUGGCUUGCCGCCUCUGGGGCACACAGAGCUGCCCACAUGUCCCGUGUGCCUGGAGCGCAUGGACGAAAGCGUUGAUGGCGUUUUAACGAUUCUCUGCAAUCAUGCUUUCCAUGCCAGCUGUUUGAUGAAAUGGGGCGAUUCCACUUGUCCGGUGUGUCGACAUGUGCAAACGCCCGAGCUAGUUGAGGAUUCGGUGUGCAUGGAGUGCGAGGGCACCGAUUCGCUGUGGAUUUGUUUAAUCUGUGGUCAUGUGGGUUGCGGUCGGUAUCAGGGCGGUCAUGCGGCAGCUCACUACCGUGCCACUAAUCACACCUUUGCCAUGCAGCUGGGCACAUCAAGCGUGUGGGAUUAUGCCGGCGACAAUUUUGUGCAUCGCCUGUUCCAAAACAAAUCAGAUGGCAAGCUCGUUGCCUCGCAAACAGAGAAGGAUGAGCGCGAGGAGAAAAUCGACUCUAUGCAAAUGGAGUUCACGUAUUUGCUGACCUCACAGCUCGACACGCAGCGUAAGUACUAUGAGGAGCGUAUGGAACGCUUGGAACAGGAGUGGCAGAACUUCCAAGCAAGUGCCAACGAGGCCAAGUCCGAAAUUAGUGAGCUACAUCAGCUACAACAAAGCAUGCAAAAGGAGAAACAGACGCUGGAACGCAAACUGGCACACCAUGCAACAAAGCUCAAGGAGGUGCAGAAGCAGCUAACCGAGGAGCGCGAACUCUCCAAGGCCCUGCAGAACAAUCAAACAUCCUGGCAUCUAAAAUACAAAACUCUUGAAUUGCAGUACAACGAAUUCAAGCACAAUCACGACAAGGAGGUGACAGAUCUCAAGGAGCAGCUGCGUGAUGUCAUGUUCUUUCUGGAUACCCAACAGAAAAUGGCCAGCACAGAGCUAUCGGGCGCCUCCAUCACCGGCGUCACUGACAAGGAGCCGGAAACCAGUUCGCGGCGCGGCAAUCGUCGUAAGAAAUAGAAUUAGUAUUUUAGUGCACAUCUCAAUAUAUUCGAAUUUAGGUUGCAAUGUUUGCUAAAA